UCGCUGUACGGUUGAGGGGCAGUUGAUUCCAAGUGUGCCACCGGGACACAGCAUCGAUAACCAUCCGGGCUUUGCCGUACCUCUCUGUCCACGUAUUUUGUAUACAUAGAGUCCCGUGUUUUUCCAACCGAUCCUGCGAUCCGAGACCCGGUGAAAAAUGGUCGAGUACGUCACGGAAGAGGACGCCUACGAGUGCACCCUCUCGGAGGAGACCCAAGAGAUGGCCAAGAAGGAGCUCAGGGAGGACAAGAAUUCGCGCGACCAGGCCCUGGAGCAGAUCCGUAGCUGGAUCAAACUGAACCCGCGCAUCGAAAACUGCAGGAUGGACGGGAAAUUCCUGCUGAAAUUCUUGCGCUGCAAAAAGUUCAACGUGCCCAUGUCCCAGGAGGCGAUCGAGCGCUACCUCCUUCUGCGCCAGGUCUACCAUCCGGCGUUUCACAAGCUCGACAUCACCGAGCCCAACAUGGACGAGUUGCUGAGACUGGGCUAUAUCUUCGCCGUCCCCGGCCGCGAUCAUUUGGGCCGCCGCGUUAUAGUCGCAAGACCCGGUGUCUUCGACCCAUACAAGUUCACCAACGCGGACAUGUGCAAGAUCCACGGGAUAACGUACGAGAGCCUCAUGGAGGACGAGGAGAACCAGAUCCGAGGCUUCGUGCACUUUGCCGACGGUGCCGGGGUUAGUUUUCCCCAUCUGACCCUCUUCACGCCCAAGGAGGCCGUGCGCAUCGUCAAGAACGGCGAGCGAACGCUGCCGAUGCGGCACAAGGAGGUGCACGCGAUCAACGCCCAUCCGUCGCUCAAGUUCGCCCUCGACUUCGGCAUGUCCUUGAUAUCGGAAAAAAUACGCAGCCGCGUCAAGCUCUACACCAGCCUCGAGGACGCCAAGAACAACAAGAUGGACACCAGCAUGCUCCCCAAGGAGUACGGCGGCACCAUCCCCAUGAAGGACAUGAUCGAUGCGUGGCGCAAGGAGCUGCUCGAGAUGCGACCGACCCUGUUGAGCCACGACAAAAUGAGGGUGCGCGAGGAGAUGUACUCGGAGAAGGCGCGGGAGGGCGCCGUUUCGGCUCUGAAACAGGGCUUCAACUGCUCGAACCAGACCGGCGAGUCGACGAUGCACGGUGUCUGCGGCUCCUUCCGGAAACUCGAAGUCGACUGAUCCCAAUCGCCAACAAUUCACAUCGUAUCGUCAUUUUUAUCGUGCACUCAAAGUUCAAAGAGUGCCUUUAUUGGCGCACGUCAGUGCGCGAAAAGAGAUAAGUAACAACAGAAGCGCGCUCGCGUCUCUCU
Messenger RNA from Copidosoma floridanum, 1290 nucleotides. RefSeq names its product clavesin-2. NCBI's taxonomy places the organism in Eukaryota, Metazoa, Arthropoda, Insecta, Hymenoptera, Encyrtidae. Gene Ontology annotation, cellular component: membrane. Gene Ontology annotation, molecular function: phosphatidylinositol bisphosphate binding. The record is from RefSeq and is a predicted model, not a curated record.